This is a messenger RNA of Nezara viridula (southern green stink bug), 835 nucleotides long. Lineage: Eukaryota; Metazoa; Arthropoda; Insecta; Hemiptera; Pentatomidae. The record is from the annotation of a GenBank genome assembly.
CCCGCUGUUGGUUGGUUUCCGAGAAAAUAAGUUUAUUUACUUUCGUGUGUCUGGUUUCCAGGGACAGAUAAGCUUGCUAUUUUUCUUACCCAUGUGUCUUAUAGUGAAAAUGUGUUCUCUUUAAAGGCAUAAUCUGUUUGUAUAGUUUUUUAAAGUGAAAACAGACACUUUACUUAUGAGUGCACGCCAGUUAGCUGGCUCGAGUGGACUGUCGGAUCAGGCCGUAUUGUCAAAACUGCUGAAGAGAAAGGUAAGAUCCACUUCAAGUAUUUCAUCGAAAGACGGGACAAAUGAGAAAAAGAGAGCGAGUUCAAACAAUUCUGUGAUAAAAACAACAUCAAAAAAUCCUAACCAAAAGCAAACAUAUGUUAAUUCACAUAACCUCCCUAACUCCACGAAUACUGAAAUGAAUACUUUAAUUAUUGAAAAUAAUAACUCUACGACCCAUAUCAUUGAAUCUAUACUAGAACAUGAUGCUAACAACACUGGAGUACCAGAAAAUGUUGUUCAGAGUUCAAAUGCAACAAAUACACCAACAACAAUAAAUAGUAUCCCUAACGUUCCGGUCAGUAAUAGGUUUGAACCUCUUUCUACGGAAAUGGAAGACGAACCUGACGAAACAACGGUUGCUCAUCAACCACCUCCAAUUAAAAUAAAAGGCAUAACAAACUUCCAAACUCUCUGCACGAAUUUAAGGCAGAACACGACCGACUUACUUACACCGUCCCUAUCUCGCAAAAACUACACAACACGACUUACGCACAGGCAACGUGUACUAAAACUACAUAUUACAACACAACACCACAAUUCACAACUGCUCAAACAACGAGUGUAA